GAUCUAUGCAUCACCUUACCGGUCUUACCGCCGAAGCUUUGCUUCAAUGUUGUUGCUGCUGCUGGUACUGGCAGCUGCGGAGGAGUGCCCCGAGAUCUUCGAGGCCUCUGGUCCCAGCCUUCUGCAACGCCGGAAGAGCGCCGAGGAAAGCAUAACGCUUCCACAAGAACAAGUGACGCGGUUGGAGGAGGAGAUGUCGAAGCUACUCGACCGGCUGGAGCGCUUGGAGGACAAGGAGGAUUCAAAGGACUCAAAGCCGGUUGCGCCUACUGUGCCGGUUGAGAGCCCGAAGGGUCAGAAGCACAUCCAGGAAGAGGACUUCGAGUUUUGCCAAAAGGCGAAGACGAAUGUAUUGAGCGAGGUGGGGGCUGAUGUGAACCACACGGACACUUCUGUGGUGUGCGAUGACAAGACAGAGGUGCCGCUGUUUUCACCCAAGGAUAGCUCGCCAUACUAUGAAGUGCAGUGCUGCCCGGCAGAUGCGACUUAUUGUGCUGGCUGCGCCAAAUUGAAUUCAGGGGGAACUUCCUGUGCCACGUGCCGUUGGGGCUACGUGAUGCGUAGCAACAAAUGUGUGGCGUGCGUUGACCUGCCCUGGGAGAACUCGCAGGGACAAAACUGCCACGCAGCCUCCUGCUCAAACUCCAGGCAAUCGGGUUUCAGCUCCAACACCGCCUGCUGCAAAUGCGGCGGCGGCCAGGGCGCGGCCACGCCGUUUGAGUACUACGUGGGGCCGAUGGCCAUCGGCAACAGCCAGGUCGUGGGCCACCCAAUUCCCCGCACGGCCAGCCAGUAUGCAGUUGACAAGGACUGCGAGAUGGCAAAGUUUGGGCUCCGCAUCGAUCCUACGACCGGCAAGCUGGAGCGGACUGCAGGGUGCUCGACGGUCGGCUGCGGCCUCGUCACGAGCUUUGAGGUGAAGUGCACCGUCACGGCCAUGCAGGCAGAUGGCUUGUCCGCCUCAGCUCCGUUGGUGGCUGUGGUGGGGGAGCUGGGCUAUGGCAGCGGGCCCGUGGUGUUGCGCGGCAGCAACUCUGCUGCCCCUGUGACAGCGCCGGGGCUUUCGGGCUCCUUCUCUUUGGCUUGCUCUCCGGAGGCCCAGUGGCUCUCUGUGAGCAGCAGUGGCGUCCUCUCCCUUGGCUCCGGCUCUGGUGGCGAAGUGACGGACGCCAGUGGCACCACGCUGGGGCGUGGGGCCGUGUGCAGCAUCACCAAGGGCACGGGGAAGGCACAGAUGCCGGUGCUGGCGCCUCAGAAAUGGAACUCCAUGAGCUACAGCUACGGGGGCAGCACCGUGCUCUAUGCCACGGUGGGGGAGCGCUCGCCUGCGCUGACGGUGAAGCCCUCCGGAAGCGGGGUGCCGCCCACCCGCUUCUCCGCCGACUGUGCCGGCGACUCCUUUGCCUUCGACCAGCUCUCCGGGGUGGCCACGUACCAGGGCCACGAGAUCUUUGGCUUGGAUGUGAAGUCUGGUACUCUGCAGCUGCAGCCUGAGCACUCCUUGGUGAAGGCCUUGGACUCACAAUCCGGAGUGCGCCGGAAGAUCUCGCUCAGCUGCACGGUGUUCGGGCACUACGAGUGGCAGCCGGCCGGUCAGGGCCCGGUGUUGACCCACCGCCUGUCGCUGGAGCUAAGGGACGGGACCUGCUGGGCAUCGAAGGUCCUCAGCUUCGCGAGCCGCGUAGACAAGGGCAGCCAUGCGCUGGACGCUUGCCGCGCCCUCUGCCGCUCGGAUCCCUUCUGCUCCCAUUUCCAGGUGGCGAGCAAGUGCUACUUCUACCAGGCCGUGUGCAAGGACUCCUCCCACCACGCUUGCAGUCACAAGGACGUCUCGGUCUUUGAGCACUACCCCGGAUGUGGGGAGCGAAGCAGCUGCAUCGAUGUGAAGAUCCCGAACUUCCACUAUAUGUCGGGCAAGUACUGCCCGCGGGGCGAGAAUGCACUGACGGAGAGCCAGGGUCCGGUGUACUUCAAGCAGGGCUUGACAACCAAGGAGACCUUUUGGCUGCAGAAGUUCGCCACUUGGCGAAGCCGCUGUUCCUUGGGGGACUGGGCGAUCUACAAGCCGCAUCCGGCAAAGGACUACGAGAAUUUGACUUCAAGCUACGUGGAGCUGCACGGGGCCGCGGUGGCCUGUCUCCGCGGCUCCACAGAUUUGGCCUCUGACGUCUUCUCUUCCGCCUCAGUGCAACUCACGGUGUCGCAGCUCACGACCGGAUCCGCCACUGCCCGUGUGGCGGCGCCCGGGUGCGCGGUACCGAACAUCACCUCUGAGGAACAAGAGGAAGAAGAGGAGAAGCAGAGCGUGUUUCCAUUGGUUUUGGACGAUCCAUCCACUGACAUCGCGGACGACCACUGGCUCCACCCCUGCCAAUGCGUCCCCGCGAGCUGGGGCUCGCAACCUCCCGUGAAAGAUGAAAGCGUGGCGGACAUCCCUGCGGGCAGCAACAACGAGUUUCUGCAUUUGCCCUUUCCGAUCGUGGAAGGCGAAUUCGUGUGCGAGCAGGAGAACAUGCUGUCAGUUCACGUGAUGUCCGAAGAUGAGAUGGCGGAUAGCGCAGACUGCAAGUCCAAGUGCAAAGCGCAGUCAUGGCCGCCCUGCACAUUCUUCUGGGAAGGCGAAGUCAUGUCUACAAAGCAAUGCCGGCUUUACUCCGCUUGCUCCCAACUGGUGCGUGAGGUGGGCAGCAUGGGCAUUCUCUCCGGCAUGACUUAUCGCAAGGCGUGCCGAAUCGCAGACCCUGAGACCUGCUGGAGCGUCACGAAGCGUCGCUCUUUCCUGGGCGCGGGCACAGAUUCGUACCCUUGCCUCUACGAGGACCUGCUGCAGCAGUGUGACCAUAAACUGAUGCUGGGCGGCUUCGGGGUGGCUGGCUGUGGGAAGUGCCAGUACGCUCCGGUGCAAGGACGCAACAUUCUCUCCUACAAUGGCAAGUGCCUGACGUACGCAAAUGACAAAAAUGUGUACGCAACCACCUGCUCAACGAACAAGAAUCAGAAGUGGUUCUUUGAGGGGGAAGCCAUCAAGACUGACGUGAAUGAUGACUGCCUGGACUACAACCCCAGCACUGGCAACGUCUACAUGCACUCUUGCCACGGAAGUAACAACCAGCUGUGGUACUUUGAGGGCGCCCACCUGAAGUCGCGGCAUGACGGCAAAUGCCUCGACUUGACUCAUGGCAAUGGCAACGCCUUCGUGGGGAACUGCCCGGGCAGCAACACCAUGCACUGGGCCUGGAAGCAGGAUAUGCAUGAUGGCCAGAAGCUGAUUAGCGACAACGGCCUCUGCCUCAAGCACGAAUCCGACAACACCUUCAAGGCCACCGGCUGCAGCAAGGCCUUUGCCCAUCGCUUCUACUUUGUGGGCGAGUUGCUCAAAUCAGAGAAGGACUCCUCGAUGUGUGUGGAGCACGUCUCCUCAACGGGGGAAGUGAGGGCGUCUACGUGCCAGAGCGGGAACAACUUCAAGUGGUACUGGGACGGAAAUUUUGUGAAGUCCAGGACAGACGGCCGGUGCCUGGACUUCCUCACUCACUCGGGUCUGGCGCGGGUGGGCAGCUGUCCAAACAGCAACACUCAGAGGUGGAACCAGCACAGCGUGUCCAAAGCUCUGCCGGCGGCGAAGUUGACGUCGAUGCACAGCGCUGGCCAUUGCUGGGACUGGCAUCCGGAGACCAAUGAUGUGUAUAUGCAUGAUAUCUGCCAUGGCAGCAACCACCAGAAGUGGUACUUGGACGGAGAGUCAAUUAAGAGUCCCCACGACACCUCGAAAUGCUUGGACGAAGAUUCCGGCGGCAAUUUAUACAUGCACCCGUGCCACGGCGGCGACAAUCAGAGGUUCUACUGGGAUGGCCAUAGAAUCAAGAAUAAGAAAUGGAACAAUGCGAAGUGCGUCGACUACAACUAUGGAAAUGGCAACCUCUACAUGCACACGUGCCACAGUGGCGCCAACCAGAGGUUCAACUUCUGGACGCCGCAGCGGCUUUCCAGCGAAGCCGAUCCCAGCAAGUGCAUGGAGAAGCAAGGGGACAACAAUGUUGUUAUGCACAACUGCAAGCACGACGACAACCAGCAGUGGUUCUUCCAGGGUCCCAUUUUGAGGAAUCAGGCAGAUGCCUUGCAGUGCUUGGACAUGCACACUAACAGCGACUCCAACCUGUACAUGCACAGCUGCCACGGAGGAGACAAUCAGGCUUUCUUCUGGAGCGGCGAGCUGGUGAAGUCUGUUCACGACAACAACUUAUGCUGGAAGAUGCACGGCGUGAACGUGGAGGGCAAACCGUGCGAUUCGAGCAGUGAUUUCUUCAAGUGGUACUUCCACGCGCCUAUCGAGAAGGGCAAGUUAUUCAAGUCCGACUAUGAGGACUCCUGCAUGGACUGGGACGAAAAUAGCGCAACAGCUUACAUGAACAGCAACUGCCACAAAUCCAGCAACCAGCGGUGGUACUUCAGCAGCGAGGAAAUUCAUGUCGAGUCCCGCGGAGAUAGCGCGUGCCUGGAUUAUGACCCCUCCACCGCGAGGGUCUACAUGCACACCUGCCACGGCGGCAACAACCAGAAGUGGUAUUUUGACGGCAAGCUCCUGAGGAGCAGGAAUGAUGCCCGAUGUCUCGACUUCAACACCCAUGGCAAGAAGAUGUAUGUGAUCAGCUGCCCCGACAGCAACACCCUCAAGUGGACCGCCGGCACUGACAUCCACAACAGUGUUCAGCUCAUUUCUGAUGGAAACAAGUGUCUUUCCUACGACACCUCCUCCGGCGACAAGAACGUGGAAGCCAGCGGAUGUUCGGAGUCCGACAACAAGCUGUGGUACUUUGACAGCAGCGAUAGACUCAAGACCGAGCAAGACGACAUGUGCAUUGAUUACCAUCCUACCUCCAGCAACUACUACAUGCAUGGCUGCCACAGUGGCCAGAACCAGAAGUUCUACUGGGACGGCAAACACUUGCGAGACAAGCACGACGACUACUGCAUGGACUACCAUGUGGCGAAUGGCAACGUUCGCGCGGGAACUUGCCAGGACAAGCAAAACGAUCAGUGGACGCUUGAAGGCGGCGCGAUGUUGAAGAAGACCCCUAUUCCAACGACCUUCUCCCAUGGCCAGACUCUGGAGGUCUCCUGCUGGUCGGAGCGCUUCAGUUCCACCGGCUCGGACAAGCUCUCAUGCGUGGCCGGGAGCUGGGUGAACUCCCGGGGCUCGCUGGGGCUGGAGGGCUUCAGCUGCAAGGCCUGCGUGCAGGUCGUCAGCCCCAAGUAUGCAGACUUGGACUCGCAGAUUCGCCAGGAGCUCUUCUUCGCUGCGGGCUUGAAGUUGCACCUCACGGUGGACACGCGCACCGUUCGCAGCGUCACGGCCGCUGGGGGUUUGCGCACAGGUGGCACCACGGACGUCUUCGUGGCCGAGCUCAUGGACGGCGCUGGUGAGACGCUGCGCCGCUUCCGGUCCAUCACGUCAUCAGGCCAAUGCUUGGCGGAAGUGGGAGGCUCGCUGAGGGCGGAGGCCUGUGCCAGUGAAGCCGAGCCGGCCCAGCUGAUGGAGGUCACGGAGCUCUCUUCUCUGCUCUGGGAGGAGUACAAGGCCAGCGCAGACGUGCCAGGGUCUCAGUCCAGCUACUUGGCGAACCGGGGCUCGGCGCCCACGACGUUGCGGAGCUUCCAGGUGCAGGUAGACUGCGGCUAUCACGCCCUCACUUCCUUAGGCUUCAACCACGGGAUGCAGUUGGGUAUGUCGGGUGCUUGCACGGCUGCAAGCACCUACGGAGCCUUGGUAGAGGCCCCCGCCGUGGACGUGCCGGGGCACGUGACCAUUACUAGCGCCAGUCAUGGUACGUGCCUGAGCAUUAACCACAUCAUACCCUGGAAGAUCACGUCAGCGCACAAUUCGAAAUGUUUGGACUACAAUUACAACACGGAGAACGUCUACGCCUUCAGCUGCCACGGCGGUGACAACCAGCAAUGGUAUAUGGUCAACGGCAACAUGUAUUCGUUGCACAACGGCAAGUGCUUGGACUACCACACCGGCACCAACAAUGUCUACAUGCAUGAUUGCCACGACGGAUCCAACCAAAAAUGGUACUUUGAUGAGGACACAAAAGCGAUCCGCAGCGAGUACGACCACCGGUGCUUGGAUGUUCACCUGGCAGUGGGGCAAUCGGAUAAUGUGUACAUGCAUGAGUGCCAUGAGGGCGCCAAUCAACAGUUUGAUCGACACGAAACAGCCAGCAAAGCCAUCGAGCUCGCCCUACACAUGCCAUGCAGCGGCAGUGCUGCGGAAGAGAUCAAGGUGGAGCCGAUCGGCAGCCACCAGAAGUUCCGCCUGAAGAGCCAGGGCUACACGUUGCAUGGGGAGUACAAGUUCAGCAGCAACAAGAAGAUUGAGAGGGUGGAUGUCUCCAACAAGUGCAUGGAGGCAGACAACAAGCUCAGCGGUGUGAAGCAAGAAACUUGUGUCGACAGUCUCGAGCAGGAGUGGGUCAUCGGUCACGGCCUGCAGGGGCUGGCAGAUGCGCCCAUCGCCUGCGUGGGCAACCAGGUGAUCAGCUACAUCCAGAAGACCAGCUCGCAGAUUCGAUACAAAUGUGUCCAUGUCUCCUCCCUGGGCAUGUGUUCACCAGGCUAUUCCGAGCAGGUGGACACCAAAGCUCUUGAGCUCGAGGAUGUGAAGGCUCUUCGCCUCAUGACGGCCACCUGCCCGGUGGGCCACGGCUUGCGCUCCUUGAUGGCAGAGGCCUCCGACAAGGGCGCCUGGAUCCGGCUCCGCUACGAGUGCUGCCAGAUCAGCCGGGUGCCAGUCACCGUGUACCCGUACCUCCUGAGCAGUGAGUUGAGGGACUUCGACACCGGCAUGGCUGGUGCAUGGGAAGGCGUCUACUGCCCAACCUCCCUGGACAGCUCCGGGCGCAUGCAGUUCUCGCAGUCCAGGAGCUUCAAGCCCGGGCAAAAUCCCUCAGGCACGCUGACCUACGACAAGUUUCAAGGCCAGUGGUGUGUCACAGGCAAGACCUGUGCGGCCUCCGACAUUGUGCACCCGCUGGACAGCCCCCUGCAGGGCUCGGAGUGGCGCGUGGUGCCGGUUUCGGACUUCGACGCGCAGUUCGAGGCGAGGGGCGUGAAGCCCAUCGGGGGCCGCAGGAAGCGGAAGCCCCCGCCCCUCAUCAAGUUUGGGGCGACGGACCCCGAGUACCUGCCGGAGUGCAAGGACGAGUCGCACCCCGGCACUCGGAAGUUCAAGUUGGAGAUCAUGAACAGCGAGGCUGAGAGUCUGGACGACGAGAACCCCUGCAAGUACGUCUUUGGGAAGUCGCCUUCGGACAAGUCUCUGGAAGACGCGCAGGGCAUGACCGGCUGGAAGGAUGACCUCAAGGGCAACACCGGGGCUGGCGUAGGUGGCGUCACCUACAAGAGUGUGAAGGAGUGCGCCGACCGAGAGAUUACGCGGGAGCUCAAGAUGGCGAACUGGGCAGAGGACCAUUUCAACAAGACCAACGGCUUGGACUUCCUCAGGGAUUUCUUCUCAGGAAUCGGCGACGUCUUCCCUGCCGCGGAGGCUGCGCCCUUGGGAGCCGGCUUCGAGUUCCACCCUGGCGCGCUGAUUUAUUUGAUAGGGCACAUGGCCAUCAACGGGGCGGAGAUGGGCCUCAACCAGCAGCUACAGAACCGGGAGAUGAAAUAUGAAGAGGUGGGCCACGACGACUGCAACUCCAUCCAGCAUGGCUUCGCUCGAACCUUUUGCGAUCUCCACUGCAUUCGAGAUGCCGUGAGGAAGGGCAAUGAUGCCAUUCUGCGGGCGAUGGAAGAGGCUGUCGAGGUCAUUGGCAAGAACACGCAGAUUCUGUUGGAGCACUACGUCGGCGAAAGCUCCGGAAGCGGCCUACUGCAAGAAGGCAAGAAGAUCCAAGAGGGCAUUCAGCACCACGUGGCCGAGCUCGCGGAGCUGGCCUCCUCUGCCCUGGAGCCCAAGGCGUCUCUGCUGGCACAGCGCGCCUUGAGCUCCUUCGCCCAGCGCUGGGGAGAAGGCUCCAAUUCCAGCGGCUUGCUGCAAGAGGUGCGCGACCUGCACAGCACCCUGACCUUGUUGUCGCAGAGGAAGAUCUCGCAAACAGAGGAAGUGCAGCAGAGAGCUUUGGAGAUGGCAUCGCACAUGGGCAGUUUUUUGGAGGUCAAAGCCCACAUGCUGGGUGUUUAUCGCCAGCGAGCACACGCUGGGAAGUUCAUUCAGAGGUGGCUGAGGACCAAUUUCCGGCAGGUGACUGCCUCUGAUGUUCUGUCCGAGAUGGAGGAGCAGGCUGCCGAGCGCGCGAUGGAGGAGUUUGACACCAUGUGGUGGGAAAUCCGUCAGGAGCUCGACACCUACCUGCAGGCUUCGCAAGACUACGUGGAUGCAACCAAUAGCGCAGUCCAAAUGCUUCACAGCUACACCUCGGAAUGCCAAGCAGGCUUCUCCGCGCUCAAGCAAUCCUAUGCACUGUCAGCUCGUGCGGAGAAGAAGGCCCAUGAAGCGCUCAAGAAGACAUGGUCAACAGUUUCUGUGCGAAUGGGCGCAAUGGCAUCGAAGGUGAUGGACGGCGCUUUGUUGGAACGUCUGGCAACACACGACAUUCAACAUAUCGAUGUCGGGUCCUUGAUGGCUUCACACCACCAGCCUUGUUCCUCAGAUGCCCUUGGCGUGGUCGAGACAGCCGUCAAGGUUGCCAUGAAGAAGGGAGUCUUCGGGCAAACCUACUGGCAGCUCAAGGAGCUGCUUGAGGAGAUGGCUAUGCUUCAGCAGCGGUUUGCCGUUCAUGGCCAAAACGCCCCCGACGCGAGCACCUUAACCGAGGCCGCUGCGCGGUUCACACAGGCGAGGAAACAGACCACGUCGGCAAGGGAGCGCUUGGCGCGAAAGAUGCUGGCACAUUGGCAGCAAGGCGCAUGUUAGUCGAGUUGUGGCUAAUGCCUGGCUCUGAAGUUUUAGAGGAAACCACAAUAUUGGUUCGCGGACAAAUCUUAUGUAGA
This is a messenger RNA of Effrenium voratum, 8994 nucleotides long. Lineage: Eukaryota; Dinophyceae; Suessiales; Symbiodiniaceae. The record is from the annotation of a GenBank genome assembly.